Messenger RNA from Candidozyma duobushaemuli, 1218 nucleotides. RefSeq names its product metalloendopeptidase. The coding region runs from base 1 to 1218 and encodes 405 amino acids. Lineage: Eukaryota; Fungi; Ascomycota; Pichiomycetes; Serinales; Metschnikowiaceae. The transcript has a single exon. The record is from RefSeq and is a predicted model, not a curated record.
AUGGUGGUUCAGGGUCGGACAAAAGCAAAGACUCAACCAAACAGGAAGUCUCCUGUCGCCAAUAUAACAAACAUCAGCUCACUCAAACGGUUUCCUGAUAAGGACUAUGCACUUGAUCUACUUCACCAGCUUGCAGUGGCGGUGGCUCCUAUCGUCAACCACUACAAAUUUAAAGUGGGGAUGCUUUGUGAAAUGUCGCCAAAGAGUCCAAAUUUGCUCGGACUUAACGUGAACAAGGGCCAGAAAAUAUUGAUCAGACUACGAACUCCAUACAACGAGAAGCUGUUUUUCCCAAUGUCGGAUCUCAUCGGAACGUUUCUCCAUGAGCUCACACACAAUGUUCAUGGGCCACAUGACAACAAAUUUUAUACUUUGCUUGAUGAGCUACGAAACAAGUACGAGACUGGUGCGUUCUCCUCUGGUUCCUAUGUCUGCGAGGAGAAUAAACUUGGAGGAGCCUACGUGCCUCCUUGGCUGCUGAGUGUAACGGUCAGACAAAAACGACUCGAUGCUGUCUCGAAGGUGAAGUACAAGUCCGAGUCAAGAAGACUUGGUGGACCGCUAAACGUACUGAGGCCUAAGGACUUGAAGGCUGCCAUGGCUGAUGCUGCGGAAAGACGGCUCAAAGACUCCAAAUGGUGCGGUGGAGAAGUAAAUGAAGAGGAAUUGGGGCUUGCUGGUCAAGACUGUGAUACACCGGCGGAGAAGCUAAAAGAGUAUAAGGAAGUUAUUGACUUGACCAACGAAGGAGCUGAUAUUGAGCCGGUCACUGAACCAGAAGUGAUCGUGAUUGAUGCUUGUGAGACAAAGAGCCGGUCCUCCUCUCCUGCGCUUUCUCUGUCUGUUUCGGACACAAGCUUUGAGGUGAAGUUCUCACCAACCAAGAGCCCGUUCCCUUUUAAUGGUGCUUUGCCAUUCAGAAGAGUACUGUUUUCGCUGAGUCCACCUUCUCUGUCUCCGGGAAAGCUUUUCAUUGGAGAGAAUGGCAUCUACCCUAGGCUCAAGCUUGUCGCUGAUAUCGACUUUGGCCGAAUUAUCGAAUGGACUGAGGUCAGCGAGGAGCGAGUGAAAGACACGAAGAAAAAGAACAAAGUGAAAAAGGCAAAGCUGAAGCCAGCUCCUAAGAGAAAGAGGAAGGAGGUAAAGACGAUCACAUUUUCUGAGUUGCUAGCAGCUCAGACCAAGCCUCUGCCGCCUGCCACCCAAAAGUCUCUCUGA